AUGACAAACCACCUGUCGGCACUCCCACGGGUCACAGAAGAGAUCUUGAACGAGCAGGAUGAAGACAGCAAUAACAUUAUCAUCAACAAUAAUGGACCUAAGAUCUCAUUCCAGGAUCCUACUGCUUCAGAACAGUACGACCCAUAUUAUGACUCUGACGCUGAGGCUGCUCCCUUUGGAUGGGGGUCUGCUGCAGGAGCGGGAGUCUCGAAGGACACGUUGCAGGAGGGGCAGGUUAUUAAGGCCGGCUACCUUAUGAAGAAGGGCGAGCGCAUUAAGAUCUGGAAGAAGCGCUGGUUCGUUCUCCGGACAUCCAAAUUCGCGUACUACAAAGACGACAAGGAGUACGAGUUACUGAGGAUUCUGGAUGUGCGUGAUGUGCAUAGAGCGGCAGAGGUACCGGUGAAACACAAGUCGGCCGUGUUUGUGAUCCUCACACCCAGGAGGACAUUCACCGUCCAGGCGAAAUCUGUCGCAGAGAUGCAGGAAUGGCUCCAGGCGAUCAACCAGGCCAAAGUCCAGUCGGAUUUCAUGGCGUCUACCUCGGACCUGGAAUCGUUGGCGGGAUCGACAUUGCAACUUGGGUUGGGGUUCUCGUUGCCACCUACUUCUCCGACCACUCCUCGGCAGCUACCGGUAGCACCUGCACAGACUUCUUCGUUACAGCAGUCGGCGGCAACGCAACAUAAGGCGAUGGCCAAGCAGAGUAUUGCGGAUGUUAUCCUUGCGAGGCGACAGCCGCCUAAUACGCAGCUCUCGUUGACGGAUCAGGAGCUGCAUGAUAAGCGGGAGGCGUCUUCGACGCGCAACAAGGGCAAGAAUGUUGUGCGACCCCUGUCGGUGGCGAUUGCGGCUGGUGAUUCUGCAGUGGGGUCAGCGCCACAUACGGGUGCCAGUAUCUUGGACCGCCCUGCACCUCAUAGAGCAGGAUCUCGACGUGCUGCUGGUGAGGGGCUGUCGUUGAUUACGACAGGAACACAGGCGAUUCAGAUUGCGACUCCUUCGUCACCAAGGAUGGAGCAUGUUCAUGCCCACGAUCCAGCAUUAGGCUCCUUCUCGUCUGGACAGUCGUAUACCGGUGCUGGAGGACCAAUCUUGUCAGCAGGGCCAAUGACACCGUCGUCGCCGGGGUACAACUCUGGAGGCGAGCUCUUCUGGAACACAGGGUAUGACCAGGGAUUCUCGUCUGGUGAUGAGGAAUGUGCAGAUGAGGAGGAGGAUUCGUCGGUAGUCGUGGAGGCUGGUCGUGUUGCUACCGAAGCGAAUGCCCCGGGGUCGGGUAUUGUUACGGGCGAGCAGUUGGAGAGUAAGGUGGUACGGACUGGCAAUUUGCUCAAGUUUGGCAACAAGUACAAGACGUGGCGGAAACGGUGGUUUGUCUUGCGCGGUGAUAAACUGACCUACUACAAGAACCACAAGACCGACCCAGUCUCAAAAUCAAAACAGUACUGCCUCCGGAUCGUCACCGCCAAACGAUCCUUUGUCUGCUGUGCACCCGACGAGGAUACCCUCCUACAGUGGCUCGAUGCCCUUCAUGUCGAGUGUGAUCGUGUUGCUUUGGAGGCACGUCAGGAAGUAGCGUCUGAACAGGCUGUUGGCACAACUGCUGGUACUGGCGCAGGAACAGAUGUAGGACUGACCAAAGUUGAGAGUGUGGAGGAGAGUGAGAGCCCUACGAAGCCCAUGGGAAGAACUGCACGGAUACGAAUGAGCUUCCACAGCACCCUACCCCGCGCUCGAUCCAUCUCCCGGUCAAGGUCGAAAUCUGGAGAUGGUUCUGUUACUGGCGCAGGAGGGUUGUUGUUGCCCCCUUCGGCGCCGCUUCCGGGGCAGGGAAAUGUUCCGGGAGUGGUGCUGGUGCAUAAUGCGUCGCCGACGAUGACGACGACUACGAGUCAGAUCCGGAAGGUGAUGAGUUUGGACAGCGGUGUGGGGCCGGGUGGUAGGCAUGUGGGAGGUGGGGAUGGGCUCCAGGUGCAGAGUGUCCCGGCCGCUAUUGAGCCCGUCGCGUAG
This is a messenger RNA of Linnemannia hyalina, 2013 nucleotides long. The record is from the annotation of a GenBank genome assembly. NCBI's taxonomy places the organism in Eukaryota, Fungi, Mortierellomycota, Mortierellomycetes, Mortierellales, Mortierellaceae.